Molecule: messenger RNA, 1716 nt
Organism: Candidozyma duobushaemuli
Lineage: Eukaryota; Fungi; Ascomycota; Pichiomycetes; Serinales; Metschnikowiaceae
Gene: AGP2
Product: Agp2p
Exons: 1
Coding region: 1-1716 (571 amino acids)
Biological process (GO): amino acid transmembrane transport
Cellular component (GO): membrane
Molecular function (GO): amino acid transmembrane transporter activity
Source: RefSeq, a predicted model, not a curated record
AUGUCCAAAAUAGAUGCUGAGAAACAGCUCUCCAGGAAUUCCGCUGGAACUAAUGUCGAUUUCAAUGAAAGUUUCCACGACACCUCUUCUAAUCAGGGUUCCGUGGGCCGUUCCCUGGAAAAGAAGGAAGAUGAUAUCCAUCAUCACACCCAGAGAUUGUUGGAACAGAGACAUGUUAACCUUAUUGCCAUCGGUGGAUCCAUUGGUACUGGUUUGUUCAUCACCAUUGGUUCCUCUGGUUUAAUCGAGGCCGGUCCAUUGGGUCUUCUUUUGGCUUACUGUUUCUGGACUGUUGUGAUUUUGUGUUUGACUGUCUCAGUUGGUGAGAUGGUUUGCUACUUGCCCAUUGACUCCCCCUUCUUGGCCAUGGCCGGCCGUGUGGUUGACCCAGCUUACGAAUGUGCCGCCUCCGUCAAUUUUUGGUUGAUGCAGAGUUUGUACAUUCCGUUCGAAAUCACUGCCGUGAAUGGUAUGAUUCACUUUUGGAGAGAUGACUACGGUCCUGCCAUCACUCUUGUUAUCCAGAUCGUCAUUUACUGCGCCAUCAACGUUUUCGCCGUCAAGCUUUACGGUGAAGCUGAAUUCUGGUUGUCUUUGGCUAAAUUGAUUUUGUGUAUCGGACUUUUGUUCUUCACCAUCAUCACUAUGUGUGGUGCGAACCCACAAAACGAUGCCUUUGGUUUCAGACACUGGCACGCCGAGGGCGGCCCAAUCGCCGAAUACAUGAGAGAGGGAUCUCUUGGUCGUUUCCAGGGUUUCUUGCAAGGCUUGUUCUCUGCUAACUUCGUUGUCGUGUCGUCUGAGUACCUUAGUAUGACCGCUGGUGAGGCUAAGAACCCCAGAAAGAAUAUGGCUUCUGCUUUCAAGACUGUCUUGUACCGUUUGGUUAUUUUCUUCAUUGGUGGUGCCCUUUCUGUCACCAUCUUGCUUGCCUACAACGACCCAACCUACUUGGAGAUUGUUCAUGGUGACGAUGACAACAGUGGUAACGCUGCUUCUUCUCCAUACGUUGUGGCCAUGCAGAACUUGGAAAUUCAGGUUCUUCCUCACAUUGUCAAUGGUGUUGUCUUGUCUUCCGCCUUCUCCGCCGGUAACUCAUACACCUACUGUUCCUCCAGAGCCCUUUAUGCUCUUUCCAAGAAGGGUUACGUGCCAAAGUUCUUCAGAUACUGUACCAAGACCGGUGUUCCAAUUUACUGUGUUGCCGUCUCUGCUUGUUUCUCCCUUUUGUCUUUGAUGCAGUUGGGUGAGACUGGUGAGAAUGCCUUGAACUAUAUGGUGAACUUGUGUACUGGUGCUCAAUUGCUUAACUAUGCUUUCAUGAGUGUCACUUAUUUGCAUUUCUACAGAGCCGUUAAAGUACAGGGUAUUGACAGAAACAACUUCACCUACAGAUCAUGGUUCCAGCCAUACACCGCCAUCUUUGCUUGUAUCUUCUUGUGGAUCAUUGUUGGCAUUAAGGGUUACGAGGCUUUCGUUCCAGGCCACUGGACAGUCGACCACUUUUUGUUCAGUUAUCUUAUGGUCUUCAUUGCCUUAGGUGUUUACAUUGCUUACAAACUUAUUAAGAGACCAAAGUACAUCAGACCAGAAGAUGCUGACCUUCAAACUGGUCUUGAAGAGAUCGAGGAGCAUGAGUAUGAAUUCUAUGCUGCUUUGGAGGCCGACAACGAGAAGGCCGGUCUCAGAAAGAAGAUUUUGGACUGGAUCUUCUAA